AUGCUUUGGGUAAUUCUGCUACAAAUAUUCCCAUUGGCUUUCGGUGGAGUGUUGGUGGGAGAGAAGAAAAAUAUCGGUGAUGAAGCGAACAGGGAAAUGUAUCAGAAUUACGCUAAAGAGGCCGUGAAGAAGUACAACGAGCAAUCGAACAGCUUAUUUACGUGGUCAUUUGUCGAAGUGUCCGAGGCGCACAAACAAUUGGUGAAUGGAGAGCAAUUCACAUUGUACAUCGUCAUCGCUCAGACUGAUUGCAAGAAAGCGAGCGCUCUACUCCAGCCGAACGAUUGCCGUCAAACGAAUCGCCACAAGAAAUGCACCGUGCAAGUGCACCGACGUAUCUGGGAAAACUAUGAGAACGUUGAGCUGCUCAACUGCGAGACUCCGUACCAUUUGAAACGCGAGGAAAAGAAACAAAAAAUCGCUUCGGACUUCCAAGCCGAUUACGUUUAUGGAAACAAGGCCAAGUUGUCGAUGGAUCAUGGGAAAAUCCACAUGGUGGCUCACAUUAAACCCGUUGAUUACUCCACGUGGAACAUGUUUGCUGAUUUUAUGGGAAAUCACGAGAAGUACUACUCAUCAAAACGGGAAACCCUGCAUCGUUUCCGCGUUUUCAAGAGAAAUCUUCAAUACGCGAAAAUGAUUCAGCGACGGGAACAUGGCACAGCCGUCUACGGAAUCACUCGUUUCUCCGAUUUGACGCGGGACGAGUUCAAACAAAUCUAUUUACCGUAUAAUUGGACGAAGCCGGUGUAUCCGAAUAAAAAGAUCGACGUGGAGGACUACGGUGUCUCGUUGGAGGAUUUGCCCGAGUCGUUGGAUUGGAGAGAAAAAGGAGCGGUGACUGGGGUGAAAGAUCAGAAAAUGUGCGGCUCAUGCUGGGCUUUUUCGACGACGGGAAACGUUGAGGGACAAUGGUUUAUCGCGAAAGGGCAACUCGUCUCAUUGAGUGAACAAGAGCUCGUCGACUGCGACACGCUCGAUCAAGGAUGUGGUGGUGGAUUGCCGAGUAAUGCUUACAAGGAAAUCAUUCGAUUGGGAGGAAUGGAGUCAGAAGAUUCGUAUCCGUAUGAUGCAAAGGGUGAAACUUGUCACAUCUUGAAGAAGGACAUUUCCGUGUACAUCAACGACUCGGUGGAAUUGCCCCACGAUGAGGUGCAAAUGCAGGCAUGGUUGGCGACGAAAGGACCGAUCAGUAUUGCUCCGGUUUUGACUUCUUUGGAAGCCAUCUCCUCAAGA
Molecule: messenger RNA, 1236 nt
Organism: Mesorhabditis belari
Lineage: Eukaryota; Metazoa; Nematoda; Chromadorea; Rhabditida; Rhabditidae
Source: the annotation of a GenBank genome assembly